UGCGAGAAGAGAUUAUCAUAGACAGCAAGGCGACGCUGAAGUUGAUGGAUGGGCUGAUGACAUUGUGUGCAUACAACAACAUUAAACUUGGCUCUCCAUUGUGAACCUCAUCAGCACGGGCAGACUCUCGUGAGCCAAUCCAAACAAGAAGAAGAAGCUCUCUGCUGACUCAUUAUAGGCCACCACCAACCAGACGAGACCCCCAUAUAAGUGGAGUAGUCCCAAAAAGACUAAAGAUACAUUUCGUCCAGCAGCUUCAUUUGUAUCCGGGCGUCCACAAGAAAUUGUUGUGCAACCAUUUACUCGCAGCUCUGUGAGGGUCCCUUUUCUUAUUUGUUACUACUAGGCCGCCCAAAAAACGGGAAUUAAAAAAAAAAAUGAAUCGAACGGAAUCGAACGGCAGUUGCGCAGUGUGUCGUGCGGAAGCCUCGCAAAUCUGCGGCGGAUGCGGUGAAAUUUCCUACUGCUCAAAAAAUCACCAAAAAGAACAUUGGCUAGUCCACAAGAGUCUCUGCAAGCCCUACAAGAUUGUUCACGACGAGAAAUUCGGACGCUGCAUCUUUGCGAGUAAAAACCUCAAGCCCGGAGAAAUUAUUUUUGGAGAAACGGCUGUUAUCACUGGACCCAAACAGGGCUGCAUACCCUGUUGUCUCAAGUGCUAUGCCAGUCUGGAUCGUGUACAAGAGGCCAGCCUCUUUCGCUGCCCCAAUUGCAAUUUCCCAUUUUGCCAGGAGCAAUGCGCAAAGAGCCCUGAACACAAAGCUGAAUGUUUAGUUCUAAGUCGAGCUAAAUCCUGCAUUGUAAUCAAUGAUGUCCAUCAAAUGCAUCCGGUCUAUCAAUGUAUUACUCCGCUCAGAGGACUUUUACUGAAAACUACGCAGCCCAAAUUAUUCAACGAAUAUAAAAUGUUGGAGAAUCACAACGACUUGCGACGACAGUCGGACAUGUGGAGAAUUUACCAAGUGAACGUUGUUCAAUUUCUCCGCAAAAUUUGCGGAUUGGCGGAUGAAUUUAGCGAGGAGGAAAUUCACGCUUCCUGCGGCGUCAUAGACGUCAACGCGUUUGAAAUUCGACUUGCCGGGAAUCAAUAUCAACAAGUGUUGGGUGUGUUCCCCCUGGCGUCCAUGAUGUCACACAACUGCGUAGCCAAUACCCAGCACGUCAUCGAUGCCAAUUACAAGAUGACCGUUCGAGCCUCAGUUCCAAUCAUGAAAGGUGAACAAAUAUUCACCAGCUACACUUUACCCCUGGAAGGGACUAAAGAGCGAAGGGCCGUGUUACGUCACAGCAAAUUAUUCGAAUGCGAUUGUUCCCGGUGCUCGGAUCCGACUGAAUGUUCGACUUAUUUAUCGGCCCUCCGUUGCCCAAACUGUUCGAAUGGCGUCGUGUUACCUGAACGACCGCUGGACGAGCCAGAAACGGACUGGAAAUGCUCCCAAUGUCCUUACAGUUUAACGGCAGCUGUCGUGACACAAGUGAUUGACAAACUCAAAGAAGAAUUCGAAACCAUCGAACCCGAUCAAGUGGAAAAAUUGGAAGAUUUCCUCAGUCGACACGCCUCGCUACUCCAUCCCAAUCAUUUCCUGUUGACCAGAGCCAGGCAAUCGCUGAGCACUUUGUACGGGAGAAACGAACGAUUUCUACUCAACACUAUGACGUCACAACAGCUGGAACGGAAAGUUGACAUCUGCCGGCGAUUACUGUCUGUCGCCGAUAUCGUCGAGCCCGGCCUCACUCGAAUACGUGGAGUGACGAUGUACGAAAUGUACGCCCCGUUGUUGCUGCUGGCCCAAAGGUCGUUUGAAGAAAGUCAAUGUAAAAUUUUAUCCCAUUUCAAGAAACAAAUCGAAAUCGUUCGAGACAUUUUAUCAGAGUCGAUCGAAAUCCUUUCACUGCAAGAUCCUGCUUCGACAGGAGGAAUUGUGAGUGCUGUUGAAGCCAUGGAGCAAAUCCAACGUUGGAUAUCGACCAUGUGACACACUAUAGUUGAAAUACACUUUUGCUCUCCAAA
Molecule: messenger RNA, 2011 nt
Organism: Daphnia pulex (common water flea)
Lineage: Eukaryota; Metazoa; Arthropoda; Branchiopoda; Diplostraca; Daphniidae
Product: SET domain-containing protein SmydA-8-like
Exons: 8
Coding region: 378-1976 (532 amino acids)
Molecular function (GO): protein binding
Source: RefSeq, a predicted model, not a curated record